AUGUAUAUUUCUUCGCGAUCAUUACAGGAAUGUAGUGAUGAAAUGAACAGCUCUUUAAGAAAAGAUUUAGAAUGGAUGCGGGACAAUAAACUCACACUUGAACCUCAAAAUCUAAAUGCAUUCUAUUCACUAGGCAUAGGCUCCCAAAAAUUACAUCAGUAUAAAUAUAGACUCGAUUCAAAUAAAAUAUUGGAGAACAUCAAAAUUUUAGGAAUGAUAUUGGAUACAAAAUUAUCCUUUAACAAACACGUUAAUGAAAUGUUGGCUAAAUGUGAAAAAGGAAUUAAUAUCCUAAAACGAGUAACUGGCACCACUUGGGGUGCACAUCCCAAUAUCUGUCUCUCGUUUUACAAAGCCGUUAUUAGACCCCAUUUCGAUUACGGAUGUCAAAUUUAUGGAGGAAGUUCUAAAGGGAUAAUGGAUAGACUAAAUAGAAUACAAUAUGCAGCGUUAAGAAUAUGCUUGGGAGCACUGAAGUCGACACCUACAAAUUCGUUGUUGGCUGAAGCUGCAGAAGCUCCUUUAGAGAUAAGAAGACAGGUUAUAACUAAUAGGUUUUUGAUUAAAAAAUUUAAUUAUGAUCAUGCAUGGAUACACAACUGUUUAGAGCCACUUGCAGUUCUGCAUUUUGAAAAUAGAUUCUGGCACAAAAAACCAAUACCACCUUUAAUUGCUGGGUUCCAUACACUUAAACCACUAGAAGAAGAAAUGAUGGUAAAUAACAGAUUAACAUACUUCACUAUGUCUUGGAAAGGCACGUUACCUAAAAAGUACAUACAUUUAUCAGAUGAUUUUGAUAAUGAAAAGAAGAUAGACAAGAAAUUAAUAAAUCUGAAACUGAACAACUUAAUGCAUUCAAGAUGGAAAAAUUUUAUUCAAAUAUAUACCGACGGUUCAAAGACAGAUAAUGGGGUUGGAUGCGCAGUUUGGAUCCCAAGUCAAAACAAACAACUUCAAAUUAAAAUGCCCGAUUGGGCUACAAUAUUCACGGCGGAAGUGAUGGCCAUUAAUGGAGCAUUAGACCUAAUCAGGAAACAUAAAUUGAAAAAAGUUAUAAUUUUGUCAGAUAGUAAAUCUGCUUUACAUGCUUUAAAUAUACCUAAAUAUUUUGGCAAUCCACUAAUUUUCGACAGUAUUAGAAAGAUAGAAGAUUUAAUUAAACAGAAGCAUAAUAUCGAAUUAAUAUGGAUAAGAGGACAUGCGAAUAUCAUCGGAAAUGAGAUCGCGGAUGGGCUGGCCAAAGAUGCACAUAGCACACCCUCGAUUGUAAAUAAAAUUCCUGCAGUAGACCUUAAAGGAAUUGUUACAAAAAAUGGAAUGUCUCAAUGGCAAAAGGUAUUCGAUCAAGACUCACGUUUGAAGGAAGACUUUACCAAACCGUGUAACCCGAAGGUAUCGAGAAGGACAUGGUUUCAAAAUAUUAAAUGGAAUAGGAGAGAAAGACAACAAUCUGUAGACUAA
This is a messenger RNA of Ctenocephalides felis (cat flea), 1461 nucleotides long. RefSeq lists its product as uncharacterized. The coding region runs from base 1 to 1461 and encodes 486 amino acids. NCBI's taxonomy places the organism in Eukaryota, Metazoa, Arthropoda, Insecta, Siphonaptera, Pulicidae. The transcript has a single exon. Gene Ontology annotation, molecular function: nucleic acid binding; RNA-DNA hybrid ribonuclease activity. The record is from RefSeq and is a predicted model, not a curated record.